Caenorhabditis auriculariae is the source of this 10335-nucleotide messenger RNA. The record is from the annotation of a GenBank genome assembly. NCBI's taxonomy places the organism in Eukaryota, Metazoa, Nematoda, Chromadorea, Rhabditida, Rhabditidae.
AUGGAGAACUUGUCAACUUUAACUCGAACUUCAACGACUCAACACGGUUGAGAUUGUUCCAAAUUUUGAAUUAACCAUCAUUUUCAGUGAACAUAAGAGCAGCCAAUAAAGAAACUUGUGUUAGUAUGGAAGAAAUAAAAGGCAGUUUUCUGGAAAAUUUGGCGAACAAACGAGGAAACGACAAAAAAGAUCUAAAAAUUCUGGCUAGUAUGUUUUAUUUCCAUUUUGAAAAACUCAAAACGAAAAGACAAAAAGAUUUGCCGCCAGCAGGGGUCGAACCUGCGACCUUGGGCUUAUUAGACCCACGCUCUAACCGACUGAGCUAUGGCGGCUGCGAAGUCGGCAAGGCGCCGAGUCUGUCAAGUUGCCUGCCGUUUUUCUCUAUCACGGUGUAGUGAGAACUCGAAAAUAGAACAUUGUCGGUCUUUUUCUUUGGAAAACUUCGAUAGUAGGGAUUCCAAGCCUAAUUUAAGCUCUUGAGAUUUAAAGAAGGCUAUUUUAGUGUCGAAUGCGGAGUCAGUGGCUCAAAUCUUUCCUCAAUGGGUUCGAUUGUGCUAUCGAAAAGGAGAAACCAACUAUGAACCUUAUGAUAUGAACAUGCCGACGAAAAUUAUACCGUAAGUUUGCAAAAAAGUUUUUUAUAUAGUUCUGACUUAAAAAAGGCUUCUUAAGAUCCUUAAAAAGACAUUAUUCAUCAGACGACCAAUCGAACAUUAUCGCUUUGAUCCGCCAUUGACUGAGCGAGGCCUGAUUGUGGCGGAAACCUACGGCCGAGGGCUAAGAAAAGCUGAUUUUGUUCCUUUUACGGUUAGUUUUAGUUGUGUUUAAAUAUAAAAAUGAACUGAAGAACCGACAAAAGUCGGAAAGUAGAAAAUUUUUUUCCUCGAGCUGAAAAACAAAUUUAUUUACAAUUCCAUUCGAAAAAGUUUUCUUAAUAAUUGAAGUGCGUUCAAAGUGAUUCAUUUAAAACAGUUUUCAGAACGCAAAAUUCGCUUCCAAUCCUAUUUUCACUCCUAUUUUGAAAUGGCGCUCGAAUAUUUUCAAAUGAGUGAAGCCUGUUCAAUUUCAGGAGCUCUUUUGUCAAAAAUAACUCUUUUAUUGCCUGCAAACUGCUAUACUAAUUGAAAUAGUUGAAUAUAGUUUUUAAUCGAAAAUAUUAAGAUUUACUGUUCGCCGGAUUUGAAAUCGGUACAGACAGCUUGCGCCAUCGUCAAGGGCAUGGACAGUUCUUCAACUUCGGUAAAUUAUUUCAAAAAAAUCAAUUCAAAAAAAUUGUACAUGUGCUUGCAUUUUAGAUUCCUUUAGUUGCUUCAAGCAAUGAAUAUCCCUUUCGAAGCUACUUUUACUUUUUUCUAUUCAGAAUUCAAUAUGGAAAAAAAUUGACGUGAAAGGUGAUUCAGAAGUUCAGAUUUGCAUCGAACCGGCCCUGGCGCCUUGGCGACAGAUGUACCCGCCUUACAUGCACAAGGCUUGGUUUUCGCCUCGAACUGUGGGUUUUAGCGGUUGAGAAAUACUUUGAGACUUUAUUUCUCGAAAACUAGGCAGUUGUGCAGGUUGAGACUUUCAAGAUCUUCAUCUGAUACCUUUAAAAGUGUUCUGGCCAAUUUUCAGGGAUUUCUCAAGAAAAAUGAACUCCUAUGGGAGUGAAAUUAUCUUCCUAGAACUGAGUUUGUACACCCCUUGUAUGAAUUUUUAGAAAAAUAAGGGUUUAUCAAUGCAAAAUUUGAUCAUGCAACUAAAAAUCUUUAAAAAUAUAUGCUCAAGAAAAGCUCAGAAAGUCUUACAGUUCUCCAACAUGAAGAACCCGAUCGAUGAACGUUAUGAGCCGAUGAUCAAGGCUUCGGUCCUGAAAUCCGAAUCGACGAUGGCCUACGGCGCCAGAGUCGCCAGAUUCUUCGCGCACAUUGUCGCCAACUCUGACGACGAGUUUGGAAGCUCCUAUCACUUUUUGAAAGACGUAGCGUAGUGGUUUGAACGAAUUUCUAUGGUGGAAAGGGUGCCGAGAUCGGUCUCCGUGACGUUGAAAAACUGAAUUUUUUUUAAAUUUAAGGAAUUAUCGAUAAUCUCGCAUUCUGGAUCCAAUAAUUGACUUGAAAGAUCAGUUAUGAUUUUUUUUUUUCUUCUGAAAGUCAUUUUUAGGUCGACAACGUGACUUACCAUAGUUAGGAACUAUUCAAACAUAUUCCAAGGAAUCUUGAAUAACGACCCUUUCUUUUUCUCCAGACAGAUCCUGGUGAUUAGCGACAAUUGUAUGGUGGAUGUGACGCGAAACAUGCCAAUGUCGAACGAGGAACGCAUUUUCAUGGUUUUCAUCGGUAUCUCUUUAUAAUGCGAACAUUUCUUUUGAAUUGAAGUCGAUGCGUCGUCAGUCGUGUCAAUUCAACACGAUUCUCUUGCAAAAUGGGCAGGUGAGAGACUUUGAGAAAGGGGGACAAGAUUGGAACUUUUGUUGAAACUUGGAAAUUGGAGGAAAUUCAGGAAUAACAAAAAUGUUAUUAGGUGAUCGGAAAAAAAAAAACUUUCCUGCGGAUCGUGCGACAUAUUGUUAAUUUUCAAUGAGCUCCAAUACGUUUCAGAAUCAUUCCCUUCUUUAACUCUCUGUUUCAAAACUUUUCUCAUGCAAGGGCAUUUUUAAGCAUAGUUUGUUCACCUAUUUUCCUCCGAAGCAACGGAGUUAGUAUUAUUUUGGUACCAAACUCAGUUCGAACUUUUUUUAAAAAGAAUUUAGAAAAGCAUGAAUUGUUCCUGAAGUUAGAUAGGUUUUUUGUAGCUAACAAGGAAGGUCAUUUUACAUUGGUAAUUCCCUGAAAACUGGUCAGAACACUUUUCAAUGUACCGGAUGAAGGUUCUGAAAGUCUCAAACUGCACAACUUCCUAUUUUUUGAAAUGCGCCUUGAAGUCGAGGAAGGCCCUCAAAAUCCGUUAAAAUAGGCUAUUUCAGGUCUCUGAGCUCACAUUUCUCAAAAACUGAAAAGUUGUGCAGAUCUUCAUAAGGUACAUCUAGGAGUACUCUGGCCAAAUUUCAAAAAAUUCCCAACUAACUGCAAAGUGAAACGAUCUCCCUGGUAAGAUAAAGGAGAACAUCUCAGCAAAGUUGAAUUCAGUUCCCAAGCUUUUCCUUUGUAAGUUCCAACCAAUUUUCAACGCUUGUGUUUUUGCGCAGGCUUGGGCGUCAGGCCGGGCGGCCCGGACCGGGCUUUGAGCCUACAAUUUAAAAAAAAAGCCUGCGUGGGCCGGGCUUCGAAAGAAAUCUUAAAUUUCAUUUCGAAAAAGUUUCACGGAAAAUUAUUUUUACUUGUCCAAUUAUAGUUUCUAAUAACUCUAUGAGAAAAAAACAAACAAAAAUACCACUUUUCUCGUUAAAAAAGCGGAAAAUUCGACUUGAAGAAAACUUGAGUUUUUUGGACCGGGCCGGCCAUUUUUGCUUAAGGCCUCCCUUGGGCCGGACUUGAGAAGUGGCCGGGGGCCGAGAGGUUGACGGGCCGGCCCUCGCACAAGCCUGCUUUUGCCCUAACCCAAUACCAGUAAUGCUUUUUAGGCCAAACUCUGCGAAAAGCCGCUGAUGCCCUUCACGAAGACGCUGUUGGAAGCACGCAGUCGUCUUCCUUCCGGUUCGAGAAACCGACGAUCGCCCUCCGUUCAACGAGCCGUCGUUUGACUCGACACCGAUAAACUCUUAUCAAAUGUUUGCUUUGCGGCCGUUUAGAAAAAGCCGUUGAUAAGCUAAAAUAAUAAAACAAUUGAGUCAUUCUCUGGUUUCUCAGUUUUUUGGAGCUUAAUUUGAAUAUGAUGGUUUGGUACUAAUGUUCAGGCUCUGUAGACUUUAUCUGUGAGAAGUAAAAUCAAAAAAAUCCUCUGGCUUCCCCAUUUUUCAGAGUCCCGUUUUGCAGAAGGCAGUUUGGCGUUGUUUUUUAAUCGUGAAGAAAAAAUUCUGAGCAAAUUAUGGAAAAAGAGAUGAGAGAAGUAGUGGAUAACGAGAAAAUGUGUUGAAAUCAUUUUCCGAGAAAAAAAAAAUGGUAUGAGGAUAAAAGCGGCAAUAGAUUGAGCGGCUGGGAAUUGAAGAAAAAUUUUCAUACUUACUGAAAAUUUUCAUCCAAGAACAAUUUUUACGUGUUAAAUCGUAGUUUCUGUCAAUAUCAAAGUGAAAAAAGAUCCCCAAACUUGAUUCUUGCCCUAAAAAAAAGUUUGACAUUUGACUUGACGAAAAUUUGUGCUUUACGAGUCAGGAUGAGCUGCCCUCGCACAAGCCUGAUUUUUGAAUCCAACCUUUUGGUAUAGAAAAAAGGUAACGGUUCAGAAAAACUCGUAAGACCAGAUAUGGAUGUGACUAACAUUUAGGUUAAAUAGAAAAUUCGUGAAAAAAUGAAUUUGGUUUGAAAAGAACGUCAGGAAUUUAAUGAAAACUUCGCGAAAGUCAGCACCUUUUUUCCUAAGUUCUCAAUCUUGAAUGAAUUCUUCUUUCCAAGUGCUGGCUUCAUAAGAGAAAGAAGAACAUUCCCACAAAGACCCACUAUUUUAUCGGUGCGAAACAAAAUGACGCUAGGAUUUUUUCGAUAGAGUACUCUAAAGCCAUUCUUCCGUUAUCAGUUUUCUGUGUUAUCGUUUCGGGAACAACUCCGCGGCCGUCCCUUCCCCAUUUUGGUGUGAGUUUGACAUUUUGUAUCGACCGAAAUUUCAUUUUCAGAUCUUUGAAGAAAAGUUUCAUUAAAAAAGCAACCAUGAACGGGGGCCCUCCAAAUGAUUCGGGUUUGCCUUGGGAGAGACAAGUUGAUUGGUUUCGUAAUAAUUUUCGUAUUUCGAAAUUCUCAGGAUACCCAAGGGCCGUAUCAGCAAAGAAGGAGGAAUCCAAGUGGGCGAGGCGUAAGUUUUUUGAAAAAGAAAAUAUUCCAAAUUUAAUCGCUUCAUUGCAGUUUCAGAUAGCUUUUCAGAAACUUUUGAUGAAACUUGGUAUAUAGGUACUUUCGAACACCUUGAAUCCAAAGAAAUUGAAAAAAAGUGCGCCUUUUCAGUUCUAGUCGAGUUAUGGCGCCUCAAAGUUUGCAAGCAAAAAAUGCAUCAGAUGGAAGGGGGGGAAUGUCUUGCUGCUGCUCAUUGCAGCUGCCAGCAGGUGGCGUGGUGUAGUGGCUAGCGGCCUAGCGCUAACCUACGAUGUAGGUUCGAAUCCUUUUCGGUAAAACUUUUUUUUGCCAUUUUUUUUCUUCGAAAAAAUGAUGAAGUUUCAAAGAUGGAACACAACCUACCACUCAAAAUGUUCAAGUUCACAUUUUUUGUCGUUUUGAGCCAUAUUCUCGACAAAAAAAAAUGUUUUCGUCUAAUUUCACUUUCAAGCUCAAUGGAUUUCGCUAAGAAACUAUUCAGCACAAAAUUUCAUAGGAGUAUAAAGAAAAAAGAUAUUUUAUCCAUAAAUCUUUUUUUCAAGAAAGGAAUCUACGGACCACAAGUAAAGAUGGAACACAAAAAAAGUUUCAUCGAGAAUUUUACGACAAAAAUAUUGUGAAUUUGAACAUUUAGAGCGAUAAUUUUUGUUCCAUCUUUAAAACUUUAUUAUUUUCUUCAAGAAAAAAGUAGGCCAAAAAAUUUUUCACCGAAAAGGGUUCGAACCAUCCGCGUAGGUUCCAAAGCGCUAAGCCGCUAGCCACUACACCACGCCUCCUGCUGGCAGCUAGAGUUAGCCGCCGCAAGAGAUUCCCUCCUCCCUUCCCAUGCAUUUUUUGCGUGCAAACUUUGAGGCGCCAUAACUCGACAAGAACCAAAAAGGCGCACUUUUUUUCAACUUCUUUGGAUUCAGGAUGUUCGAAAGUACCUAUACACCAAGUCUCAUUAAAUCCCAAUACCUCGACCUUUUGCACUUCCCGUGUCAGUACAUUUUCAAAAAUUUUUUUUCGCUCGAAAAAGGCUUGGGUGUGAUGCAGAUGAAAUGCAAUGUUUAUUUCGCUUACAGACAGGUCUGUGGCGUAGAGGAAGAGAACCAUGAAAGUUAUAUUUGCCUCCACUUCGAUAAAGUUCCACUUUAAUCUAAGAAUAUUUUUAGGUCGAAAUCGAAAAAGAAUCAAAAAGAAAAGUAAUCUAUAAACGAGUUAAAUCAUUUUGUGAUAUUUGCAGCUUCCUUUAUCAAAAAAACCAAUUUUUUUCAAACAAAUUUUUAAAUCUUCUUUGGUCAUCCUCAAAAACCAUAACUCUGUUUAAGCCGUUCCAGUAUUUAUACACGCGUUGCGUAAUAAAGUUAUAGUGAACAUGAUGGAUUGGUGGUGGUUCGAGUUUAAGGCCGAUGCCUCUCAGUUGGUUCCGUCUAUUUGAUAUCGUUUGUAAUUUGAAUGGAGAUGGGCACCAAUAAUAACCAUAUGUGAGCUGAUGUGUAAUUAGGAUAUCUUUUUGCAGUCGCCUUGUCCAUAGAGUGUCUAGAGAAAGGGAUUUUAGUCUUACAGCAUAGGUUUCUUUUGGGAGAAGCCGUUUGGUGAAUUUUAUUUGAACCGAUUCUAGCCUGUUUAUGUCAGAUUGGGUAAGUGGAGAGAAUGCCUCCGAUCCAUACUCUAAAAUUGGUAGCCUUUUGGCUUUAUAACAGUUCAUAAAGUUUUUAACGGAAAAAGUGAAGCAACGGAAAAGAUUAUUGAUUAUACGAGUACUUUUUUUGACUAUUAUGUCGAUAUGAUGAUGCAUUUUCAGAUCGGAACUGAAAUUAACUCCUAAAUCUCUAAUCAACUCUUGUUUGGGGAUGGAUUCCUCUCCUAUUCUAUAGUCGUUCCAGAUUCCCCUUCUUUUACCAUACCGCACAUAGACGCUUUUAGAGCUAGAAAUAGAGAGUUGCCUUUCUAAAAGCCAGUAUCUUAUUGAGUUAAUGUCUGAUUGCAGCUUGAGGUUAUAAUUAUCAGUUUCUGAGCUUAUGAAUAAUUUUACAUCAUCUGCAUAAAUGAGCAUUUUGCUAUGUUUUACGACACUAGUUAUAUCAUUUAUGUAAAUCAAGAAAAACAACGGUCCUGAGCAGCUUCCUUGUGGAACCCCAGACAACACCUCGGUUUCGUUGGAGACCUCAUAAUUGAGGCGGACAAAUUGAGUUCUAUUGGUUAAGUACUGUGAAAACCAUUUUUGUAAGCGACCUACACACCCAUAAGCUUCUAAUAUUUUAAUGAGAUGAUGUAUGGUUCUGCUAUAAGUUUUGAUAAAAUCAGGGGCGGAUCGUUUUAUGGUCGGCGGCAUCUUGAAGUAUAUAACCGCUGUGUAAAUAGUUUCUAGCUCUUGAUGCAUACACGCGCUUUAGAGUAGUAUGAUAUAGCUGAUUCACGGCUAGCUUGAGACGCUAAGGGGGCGUGGCCUGUCUGUGCUCUCCACGAGUCAAGCACUGUCUCGUGAAUUAUCGUGUCAGGAACCUUUUUCCGAUGGCUCAAGCCAGCCGUGAAUCAGCUAUAUCAUAACUCAUACUUUUUCGUUAUAACUUGAUUUCUGUUUUCAGCGCGGGGGUUCACGAUCAAGAUCACGAGUUCGUCCCCCAGACGCCCCUCCAGAUUAUUCUGUUAGUAUCGGGAGUUUUUUUUCGCCCUUCUCUGAGUUAUUAGCUCUUAUUUUUGCUCCCCUAUUUCGGUUCCAUGGGUUACUGAGAAAAAAAUUCUGAAUUUUUUGGUGAAUUUAGGACACCUACAGGCGUAGGCUUUCUAACUUGACAAUUGACCUUAAAGUUAAGUUUUUUCCUUAAUUUGAGAUUUUUAAUUAAAGUUAUUCGAGAUUAUUCUUACAGAGCCAUGACAGAGUUCCGCGACUUCCACCCAACGGCGUAGUUCUACCUCACCUGAACGACCAUAACUUGGCGACUAUGGGUGAGAAAUUUCAUUGAGUAUUUCCCGAAGCGUGAAAAAAAGAGAAAAGAUCUAUUUCAUUUACCAGGUUUUCCAAUAAUUCUGGUCCGAAAAUUUCACCGUUUUUAAUUUUUUUUUUCAACUUUAUCGAAAAACAAGUCUAAUCAACAAUAUAAUAACCACAGUUAUCCACGACAGUGGCCCAUCGAAUGGGCAGGUCGCCGAUGCCCUUCGCCCAGAAAAAAAGAAGUCCGCGAUGUCGGAUUUGAAGAUGUCGUAGUUGAUGAAUUUGCUUCCGGCCAAUUGGUACUUCAGCGGGCGGAGCAAGUGGUGUUCGGAGAGGGCGAGGUCCGGAGAAUACGGUGGAUGGGCAACCACAGCCGAGCGUCGUCAACUUCUGCUGGGUCUCCUUCGGCACGUGGGGGCGGUCGUGCAGCAGGUGGGGCUCGUCGGGGACGCUUUUCGGAUGGCAGCGGCUAGUUUCUCGAGCUGAUCGGUGUAGAUGGAUGCGGUGACCGUCCUGCCUUGCGGGAGCAGCUCGAAGUACAGAAUGCUCUUGGCGUCUCACCAGCAGCAGAGCAUGAUCUUCAGCGGGAGCAGGUCGGCUUUCGGCGUUGUCGGAGGCUCUUCUCCGCGCGGGAUCCAGACGGUACGGCGGGCGUCGUUGUCGUAGAGGACCCAGCUUUCAUCCCCAGUGACCAGGUCCUGUAGAAACUCUUUGCGUGCAGAUGAAAGAGGAGAGAAUAACAGAUUGACACGCGACUCUGCUUGUUGGCGCUCGUCAGAUGGUGGGGAUCCAACAAGCCAGAACUUAGUGGUAGCCGAGUAAGUUGAGCCGAUUGUGGAUGGUGGACUUGCUGUAGCCGAGCGUCGUCGCCAGUUCACGGGUGGUUCCGGCUUCUCAUUGAUACAGCGACGGAAUUCGUCACUAUCCACUCUAGAAGGCCUCCCGCUGUGCUCACUGUCCUCGAGGUUCGUGUCGCCGCUCCCGAAACGAUUGAAUCAUCUCCUGACUGUGCGUUGGGACACUGCAUCCUCCUUGCACGCUCUGCAGAUGUUGGCGACCGCGGCGCCCGUGUCGUUGCCCAGAAGCCACUCGUAGUACACGAACGUACGAUGUCGACCUUGGUCUAUUUCAGUUUGUACUAAGAGCUAGACGCGGCGACUGCGCCUCACAUACCCCUAGCAUGAAACUCAACUCAAAACUACUAGAAGGUUUUUACACUUGCUUGAUAUUAUGGCACUUCAAAGGGAACAUAUAGAAUUUCGAAAUUUUUCGGACAGCACAGCCUGAUAGAUUUCUUUGGCUUCAGGGACAAUUUUUUUUUUGAAUAAAAGAAUUUCUUAAUUUUCGCCGAUAAAAUCUGAGCUAAUGCCACAUCAUUUUUAGAGGCGGCCGACCCUCCUCCCAAAUCUUCCUGGUUUAAUGUUAAUACUUCCACUGUAAGGCUAAAACAUGUAUUAAUGUGGCCAAAACUGCCUCCUUGAUGUCGAAGAUUGAUCUUAAUCUUUGUUUCUCCAAAAUAUUUGUAAGCCAACCCCUCCUUCCGGGCUGAAUGAGUUCUGCACUUUCCCAUCUGUACGAGUCUCGUCCUUCACCAGGAAGGAAACUACCUAUUGUCUCCUUUUUCAGCUCCAAACAUCCCACAAGCAUUCAACACACAGAUUUCCGUGAAUCAAAUGCACCGCUGCGGAGAUUCGAUAACUCUUCCGCCGGGUGACUAUCUGCCUUCACUAACCGUUCGGGUUUACCUUUUCCUCGAUGUCACGGACUAUAUUCUUUUCAGGAUAACCGCGGGAUAAUCAAAAAGGGAGGGUUCUACAAUGCACGUAUUGAACUGGAAGGUAAUCAGUUGACAGUGGUGCAAGCAACGUUAAUCCGUGUAAGGAGGUCUUUCCCCUUGUUUCUCAUGAAGUUUUCUCAGAAGGAGCGCUAUCCGAUGUACUACUCAACUGUGACUUUGAUCAAGAAUGACGUCAUAAAUCAAUUGCAAGAAUAUAAGAACGUCGUGAUUUGGAUAGAUACUCUUCCUACUGGUCUUUACAGAUCUGUCCACGUAGGUUAAAAAGCCGGAGUGGUCCUUCUAGGGGAUAUUCUUGGAGUUUUGGCGGAUCCUAUCAAGUUACCAAUUUGAACUCUUUUCCUUGUUCUGUUGGUUUGGUAGUCUAACACUAAAAGGACCACUUGGAACUUCAUUUCUCCGAAUUUAUUCUCAGCUCACUGGAACGAAACUGUUUUCCAAUCGAUCUGAUCAAUAUUUUAUAGAUUUUCAAGAGCGAAGAGACCAAUUUCAAAUGGCGCUUAGUCAAUAGCAAUCUUGAGAAGGUAAACCGAAAAGCAAAUGAACCUUUCAACGCAAAAGGAAAGUUUCUGCAGGACACUACGACGGAAUCCGGAAUAGUAGUUAAAAAAGAGAAUAAAAAAUGGUGGAUUUGGACGCCCGGAUGUGCGGUGGGAUAUCUCGGAUGGGUUUGCGAUCGUCAGAAAACUGGCAAUUUCGACAUCGGUUCUCGUGUGGAGUUCAUUGCAUGGUCAGUGUUGGAGUGA